GCGGCUGGGCUCUCCCGGAGGCGCGCCGGAUCGCGGCGGCCGCCAACAUGGCCGAGACGAGCGAGGAGGUGGCGGUGCUGGUGCAGAGGGUGGUGAAGGACAUCACCAACGCUUUCCGCAGGAACCCGCACAUAGAUGAAAUUGGCCUGAUCCCAUGUCCUGAAGCAAGAUAUAACCGGAGUCCUAUAGUCCUGGUCGAGAACAAACUUGGUGUGGAGAGCUGGUGUGUCAAGUUCUUGUUACCGUAUGUCCACAACAAGCUCCUUUUGUACAGAACAAGAAAGCAAUGGCUGAACAAAGAUGAAUUGAUAGAUGUCACCUGCACCCUGCUACUUCUCAACCCAGACUUCACCACCGCAUGGAAUGUAAGGAAAGAGCUCAUCCUUUCUGGCACUUUAAGUCCAAUUAAGGAUCUACAUCUGGGAAAACUGGCCUUAACUAAGUUUCCUAAGAGUCCAGAGACAUGGAUUCACAGGCGCUGGGUGCUACAGCAGUUAAGUCAGGAAACUUCCUUGCCUUCUUCUGUGGCCAAAGGCAACUUAGGAACAGUUCCUGCAGAGAGGACACAGCUAAUACUACAGGAAGAAAUGGAAGUCUGUGGUGAGGCAGCAGGAAGAUAUCCCAGCAACUAUAAUGCCUGGUCCCAUCGCAUCUGGGUUUUACAGAAUGUGGCCAAGCUGGAUCUCAAGAUCCUUCUUGAUGAGCUAUCUUCUACUAAACACUGGGCAUCCAUGCACGUUUCAGACCACAGUGGAUUUCACUAUCGCCAGUUUUUGUUAAAAUCUUUGAUUAGCCAGACUGCAAUGGACACUUCUGCACUGCAGCAAAACUCUUUGAAAGAUGAGCCAAAAGAUGAAGAAGCAGCAGCUUCAACAGAGGAACCAAGGAUAGAUCUUACCCAGCUCCUAGAAGAAGAAGUGGAAUUCUGCACAGAUCUUAUUGAUUCCUAUCCAGGACAUGAAACCCUUUGGUGUCAUAGGCGGCAUAUUUUCUACCUUCAACAUCACUUAAGUGGCAGGUGUCCUCUCAACUUGACUCACCUGUCACCUGCAGACUGCUCUGGGGGUACUUUGAAUGACUUGCACCUGAUUCCAGCAAGCUCUCAACUAUCUCAGGCAAUGGAAGUAGAUGGACUGAAUGACUCUAGCAAACAAGGCUAUUCCCAGGAAACCAAACGCCUGAAGCGGACCCCAGCUCCAGACUCUCUAGGCCUAGAGAUGGAGCACAGGUUUAUUGAUCAAGUAUUAUCCACUUGUCGGAAUGUAGAGCAAGCCAGGUAUGCUAAUGCAUACAGGAAAUGGCUGGUGACUUUAAGUCAGUGAAAGGUGUGGAUUCAUCCUAAGAAAUCCCCUUUUAGUGCAAUAUUGCUUCCCUUUCUCAACGCCAUAGCUGCAUGGACUGACUGGCUAACUCUGGAUUCGUCAUCUACAGCUUAAAGUCUGUAAGAAAUGUUUUGUUUUAUUUAUUUUGCUCAGAGCUGGCAUUCCUUUGGGUACAAAAUAACUGUAUAGUUCCUUCUUGCUAAACAGUGAGUCUUAUGUUUUCCUGUUUGAUUCCAUGACCUUUAUUUUAAUAUUUGGGCUUUUCAUUUGGUUCUUGAGAUUGGUUCACCUAACUUUACCCACUUCAGUUCAGUUGCUACAUAAGCAGUUUCUUUAAAAAUUGAAAUUUUAAGUUGCAGUUCAGCUUAGGAAUAUUCAUAGAUGUGCAAAAGGACUUGCUCUAAUUGCAGUUUUGAGAAUAAAAUGGCUAGAUGGAUGGAUAUGUGCAAAUGUAAGCCACUUCUUUCUCAAGAAUGUUCUCCAGUUACCGACUAAGAGAACCAAAGCCAGGAGUGUUAGGAUUUAUAUAAAAAAAAAAUGCUUCCAAUGUAAUCUAUUUUUUAAAUGAUUAUUUAAAAGAAACUAAACUAAUUUAAGAGUUUAUGUAAUUGUAGUACUGGAAAAUUAUUUUUAUUACUAGUUUUGAUAGAUUGUUUUUACCUCAUAUUUGGUAUAUGCCAAAACAGUAAGUCAGCCCUUAUAAAAUAAAUUCUUUUUAAAAAAAACCCAGAAAUGCCAUUUUUAGUUAUUACUACUUUUUUCCUUCUAAAAUUACUCAAGAAAAGUGGAAGAAAACUACAUAUAAUUGUAGUCCUGUAAAGAUUUCCUUAUAAAAUUUAAGUUUCUAAGACUAUACUGGAUAUACUGCAGUUUUUGUCAAGUGGCUAGUCGGAGUUUACUGGCAAAAUCUAGGGAGGAAGGCUAGUUUUAAGCAUUAGUUCAGUUUUUACUUUUAAAGUCAAACAAAACACUUUGAUACUAAAUUCAUCAGGGAUAAGUACCAAAGUCCACAUUAUCGCUAUAUCUCAAUAACAAGGGCUGUGUUUUUCAGGUUGGUGAAGCGGGGGUGGGAAUGGGUCGAAUACCGUCUCUGUCUCUCUUGCUAUAUCCACCCCUUGGGAUGAGCCGUGAUUCCUCUGUGUCCAUCCCUUCUCUUUAUCUUACCAGUCCAUUCCCUGCUUUCCAUCACUCACUGGUCCAUAUUCUUUUAUUGUGUGUCUUUUUUUCAGGGAUACCCACUGAAGCUAUUAUCUCUCUUAUGUCAGUGAAUUUAAUACCUAGCUAUAAACACAGGAAGUAUGAAUAAAAGGUGCCCCACUCGUAUUCCUUCCUUUUAAUGCUUGUCUUGGUUAGGGUUUCUAUUGCUAUGAUGAAACACCACGAGUAAAAGCAACUUGGAGAGGAAAAGGUUUAUUUCGCCUACACUUCCAGGUCACAGUCCAUCACUGAGAGAAUUCAGGGCCGUACUCAAGCAGGGCAGGAACCUAUAGGCAGGAGCUGAUGCGGAGGCCAUGGAGGAGUGCUGCUUACUGACUUAGUCUCCAUAGCUUGCUCAUUUGGCUUUCUUUUAGCACCCAGGACUGCCAGCCCAUAAAGUGGCACCGCUCACAGUGAUCUGGGCUCUCUCUCAUCAAUCACUAAUUAAGAAAUUCCCCUGUAGGUUUGUUUAUGACCUGAUCUUAUGGAGGCAUAUUCUCAACUGAGGUUUUCUCUUCUCAGACAACUCUAGCUUGUAUCAAAUUGACAUAGAACUAAGCCAGCACAAUGGUGGAAGCUGUCUCAUCCCAUAUAUGUGCAAAAUGUAAGCAGUGAUUACAGAAACAAGCACCGCCAUCAUGUUUUGUGUGAUCUCUUUCACACUUGGUACUGUGUAGUGUAGGUAGAGGGACAGAGGGAAAGGCGAACUGCUCCUGUCUCACUCUGGUGGGCACUUGUACUUGAGUUAGGCACUCUUUAUUCAGAGAAAAAAUGAAUAAACUUUAGCUAGGGCAUCAUAGUCUUAUUGGGUGGCAGACUGCUGAGCUGAGUGAGGAGGCACUUAGGAUACUAGAAAAAAAAUUCUGCUGGCCCCAGUAGAUAGAGCUUACUUUCUUGGGGCAAAGUUAUGUUUACUGUUUUAUAGUAUUUAGAUGAUAAAAAUACUCAACAUUGUUAACAUAAUUCCACAGUUCUAUUUACAAAGCAUAGUUUGAAUCGUCAAAUACCUCAAGUUCUACAUGGAUCUCUAUAGGAAAACAAUUACAUGUUGUUUAACUUCCCUGAGAUUGAGUAGAAAUGACAGCAGUUAUUGCUGCCGACCUGUCUUUACUCGGUAUUACCUUUCUCGACAGCAUCCUUUUUCGUUUCCGAAGCAAUAGGGCUUAUAUUUCAUGUUGUUUGUCAGGCCAUGAGCAUAGGCUAUGCUGUAUGAACAUCUGCUAACUUUUUAUAGUGUUCCAUUCCUUUUUAUAUCUUCUACUCAGCUUCUUGGUCAUCUUUGGUGUUAGCUGCCUUCUUGUGUCCUCUAAGGCUCAGCCCACCCCUUCCUGAAGCCGUGGAGUCCUCUAAUAUACCGUGGUUUCUUCUUCCCAGGAAAGUAGAAAGUAGGUAGUAAAAAUGCAGAUAUCUAAAAGAUCCUGUUUCUGUGUGGCUUUUGCUACAUUACGUCUGAAAUUAGCAUUUUCAAGAGUUUGUCACAGGACUUAGGAUUUCCCUGUGUUUUCUCUAACUGUUUGGCAUUUACCCUCUCUAGCAGGCUACUGUGUCUUUGACCAAAUGAACUAAUGACAUAGAAAGAAUCCAUAUGAUGUAGGGCUUGUUUAGUCACAUCCUUCUGUACAUAAUGUUGCUGUUAAAAGGAAAAGUUAGUUUGUUUAGACUGACACAUUGAAUCUGCUCUCACCACAACCCCACCCUACCUUUUUUAAGGCUGUGUAUUUUGGUAAUUGUAUUUCCAGUUUAUAUCAUAUGCCUUGCACAUAAUAAGGACUUAAUAACUGUUUAUUAAGUUGACUAAUUCACUCUUUGAAGAAGGGAAAGAUUGAUCAUAAAUGAUGGAAUAAUGAUCAGGAAAUUAAUGAGUUAUAAGUUAGUGAUGUGGGCUACCUUCGUUAAUACUUAAGGAGAGCUCUCACAUGUAAAAUUAGUGAGAUUUAGAUUUGCUGUCUUCAUUACCUUGUUUAGGCUUAUUAACUCUCAGCCAUGAGAUGGAGCUCUAGAAUUCUCUUAGCUGUUUGUCUACACUAAAAACUCUCAGUGUCAAUAAGAUCCACUUGGUAAGAUUAUUGUUUUCUUUCACUAAAUGAUGUUGAAGAGCAGAUCUUGCAUACAGAGCCAGGGGCACAUUUGAGCAGAUGGCAUAAUGCUUGGAUUUAGAGACUUGUUGGUCUGUGUUUGUAUGUGAGUCAUCCCGAUCCCCAACUUGAACUGUGGGCCUUUUAGGUACUCCUGGAACCUGCAUGAGCCAUUUUUUAAGACUAAGGAUUUUAUACCCGUUACUAUCUCGUAUUACUUCUAAAAAAAUUAUGGGCCAGACAUUUCUUACUCUUGGGGCACAGCUCUAACUUAAGCUAAAUGCUUCAUUAAUUCUUUUCCCUUUGUUUUUGCUGGUGCUCAGGCUCACAUUUGUUAAUCAGUCAUAGAGUUAAAUGUGUACAGAUUAUCACCAAAAGCUACUUAGAGUUUCAAAUAAGGGCUAAGUAACAUACAACGUAGAAGCGAGCUUUUGAGUUUAUAUGCAGCAGUCUGUAGAAAGCAUGUGUGGUAGACAUAGUCAUUAGCUAAUGUUCAGAUUCUCUCGGUUCCUGGUGUGUGUGUGUGUGUGUGUGUGUGUGUGUGUGAAGAACUUGUUACAAAUUGUCCGUCUUGCAGUUUCUCUUACACAGCACAAGGUGGUGUCUGACAUGGGCCAAAUGUAACUUAGGCAUGGAACCACCACCAUACAGGCAUCUCAGUUGGCUCCCUAAGUUAGGGGCGAUUCAGUUGUAAAAUGAAGAAUCCUUUUUUUCCCCAGAAAGCUUCUUGGGUUUACUGUUAUUUUGCUAUUAGAAUUUUUUUUUAAAUGCUUGAUUCAAAAAUUUUUGAAUAUUGUAAAAACCAUAUCUUUUGUCUUAAAUAAAACUGCAAACCCUAGCAAUAUGUAUGCUCCUCCACCCCCAACACACAUGGUCUGUAAUGAGCUUCUGCUUAUUAAAGAAGCAUGUGGGGGUAUGAGGAAACUUCAGCAAACUCAGUUUCAUAGAAACAGUGAGUAAGAAAAAGCCACCCCAAGAAUUCCACAUAUUGUCACAUAGUGUCUUUUUAAAAAUAACUGUAUAAUAUCUUGAGUGCCUUUCUUACUUCAGUGAGGGUUACAAGGUUAUCUUAUACUGAACUCGAGAAGAUAGGAUCUUGUAAUUUAUAUUUCAUUAAUUGGCAAUUUUUGAGUGUCCUACUAAGAAUACCAAGACUUAGAAUUUGUUCUUUCCCUUUGUCAACUAACAUUUGGAGGCUUCGUAACUAGAGGUCCACGUGCACACAAUUAAACCUGUGCGCUCUGUGCUGGAAGGGAAGCAGGCCCCACACCAGGGCACCUCACAGCAGGUGGUUGUCCCCAGUGACCCUUUGCCUUAUUUGGAAGACCUUUCAAUAGCACUUGCUAACACCAAAAGAAAAGUGGGAAAUACUAAAAUGAAAUUUCAAAUUUUAUGUAUUUGUGUGGGGAAGGGGAAGGUAGUACCAUCAUAUUUCAUGAUAGCAAAUAAAUUUUCUUUACAGUAAAAAUUCCAAAGUGCUUUGCAGAGCAUUCUUGAAUAAUAUAUCUCUAAUUCCGUUGUGUUCAUAACUGAUGUGGGAACCAAUGUCUCCUGUGUGGGUUUAGGGUGUGAGGGGAAUUCUCAGGCUCUCAGCUGUGACUUCUGUACCUUCUCAGGCCAUCCCUGUUACUACAGACCACCAGAGACUAUUGGCUCACAAACCCAGGGCAGUUGAUUUGAUCUGUGCUUUCCGAACAAGAGCAUAGCCAUAAAGCUGGCCCUGACAUUUAGUAGUUGGUUGUUGUUCCUCAGGGGGUAGAAGAUUUCAUCAAUUAGAACAAAAUAUUAUAUUCUGUGGCCAAAAAGAAAAUGCAAAAUAUGCUCAAUACAUUGCUAGCUAUUGAGCGUUAGUAUGCAAAAGCUAAUCCACGCUGUCUUGCUGCUUGUCCUGGAGCUGUAUUGUGAAUGUUACCAUAAAUGUUGCCCACUAAGAGAAUUUCUGUGUUAUAGUUCCAGUUUGGGGGAAGUGGAGAACAUUAUAUUUUGUUUCAGUUGACUUUCUCAGCCUUUAAAAAUCAUAUUGAGAAAAAUAAUUGCUGUCGCUUUGCAAAUUGACAGCUGUUUUGCUUCCUAAGACUUCUUUUUCUCUGUGUGUGUGAGAUGUAAAUGCAGACAUGUUCAGAAUAUCCCCUAAUGCCUUGCAUGUUAUGGGAAACUAACCCGUCAGACUGAUAAAUACUGGAGAAGGAAUAUUAACGUAUCUCUCUCUUAAUCAUUGUCCUCAUUCUUGGUUUUGGGUAAAGUAUGCUACUUUGUAUGAAAAAUACAUUAUGAAGUUUAAAAUAUAUAAGGCAAGACUGUAUAACAUUGCAGCCAGAGUUGAGGAUCUUUUUAGGAAUCUAAGUGUACGUGUGUGAACAUACAUCUAAAGAGAUCUGGAGCCUAGGUCUACAUGAUUUUAUCCCAUUAAUUUUUAUAUUUGCUCAAAGUGUUCUUAUUUAAGGUAAUUUUCCCAAUAGACAGCUUGCUCUAGCAAAGUUGGAAACUGACUUAAGUGUCCACUUGCUCUAUGUAAAUUUUGUGAAAAGUGUUUGAUUAGGAGUUUGGUGGUUUUUAAAACACGUUAUUCUGCUUUUCUUCCAUCUCCUUAAGGAAUCAGCCUUUAUUUCAUCCUAGCGGUCACUCCUCAAAGCACUGCUCAUGUUUAUAAAGUGAUGGAUAAUACAAAUGAGGCUUUAGUGGGAUUUGUUUGUUUGUUUUUAAUGUGCCAUGGGGAAGUAUACUAACAUCAAUUCACACAACUCUCCCCUGGAAGCAUUCAUUCGUUUAUUCCUAUAUUCAAUGUCAUGUAUUUGAAGCAGGCAGCUUUUUGUUGGUUAAAGAAGUGGUACAGAUGAGAAGUACUUAGUCAGCUAUUGCUCUGCCAUCAGACUAAGAGCUCACCAGGGGGACUGUUGCCAUCUCUUCACUGAAGAAUACGUUUGUAGAGCCAUGUGUUGGACACUGAAAAAUGUUAUUACAUGACAUGAAUUAUUACACUUGCAGUUAGAGACAUAAUAACCAUGGUAUGAAGUCAGGAAUUAUAAAAAGCUGAAGCAGUAGCAUGUUGUGCAAGACACAUUUAAUAAAUGUCUUUAAAUAUUGGUGGCUGAACUCUUAAAGAGAGCUAUGGCCACCUUCUACAGCCCCCGUAUGUGUCAGCAUACCCUGCAUUUCCCAGUGGAAGCCCCUUAUUUCACCCCAAUUCUUAGUUCCUUUCCUGUGUCUUAAAAGUGAUAAUGGUAAAAUAGGAAGUUGGGCUGGGUGACUUCAUAUAAUUUUCUCAGAAUAUGUUUGACAUGAGGAAGAAAUUUUUAUCAAUAAUACUGUAGUUUGAGGACCUAUUCUGAGUUGACCUGAUGCAAAAGAUUUAAACAGUCUUGAAACAAAUAUUCCUACCUGAACUGUGAGGAAGCGAGUGUGUAGUGUAAGUCUAAAUGCCUUUGCCUUCAGUGAGCUUGCUGAUGCAUGACUGUAUCACUGGCUGAAGUCAACUCUACUUUUGGUGUAUUUUGUUCUAGGAGAGUAAUAGAGUGUACACUAUACUAGAUCACAGUACUGUUUCUGAGCCGGAAACAAAUCAAAGAUGAGGUGUUAGAAGUACGCCAAAUAUUUAUAUACUAUUACAAAAACAAAGAGAAAGACUUUAAAAGUACAGCAAUGUCUUUUUUUAAACUUGGGGUUUUGUAUGCUAGUUAAUUGCAUAGUUUAACAUUAUAAAACUGAGGGACUUUCACUGAAGAAAAAGAUCUCAGAUAGUAUAUUCUACUAUUAGUUUACAUUGCUUGUAGAUUUUCCAAAAAGAGCGUCCAGUAGACUGCAGUUAACAGUGGACUCUUGACUCAUGGUGCAGCGUCAGAUCCUGGGCAUUAAGUAUUGGUUAGGCCAGCUAAUUUCUUGGAGACACUGUCUUCACUGAUAGUACUUCCUGUGCUAUCCCAGUCUGCAUGGAAGUUCCUUUCGCUCUUACGUAUCCACAGUUUUAAAAGGAUUAAAUCUCUUGUGAAUUCUUUACAGUUAAAAUGUAUACCCUGGAGGGGAAUAAGAAUAAAUUUUAUAAAAAGGUAUGUGCAAAGUACACUUGUGGUAUUUGGGAGUUUAGUAUCCCAGACUGAUUAAAUUAUGCUAAAUUCUAAAGCUAUCACUUGGACUUUUGGCUAAGAUUAAAUGUAAAUUCUAAGAGUAACAUAAUCAUGUGUUGUUUAUGACUGUGGUAUUCAAUGGAAAUGUAAUGUGAACCAAAAUGAAAUUAUAAUUUUUCUAGUAGCAAUGUCUAAGAAGUGUAAUUAACUUUAAUAAAACUAUAUCUUAUCUAACUUAAUCUAUUAAAAUACUAUUUCAGCAUAUAAUCAUUAUAACAAAACUAAGGAGCUGGCCGCCUCCUUUCUUCACAGUUCAGUGUGCUCUGCCCUGUGUCGGCUCCUGGGGCUCCACGUGUGGCCAGGUGCUGCUGCGCCAGCAGUGCAGAGUUCCUGGGUGCAGCGCACACAUCUGUGUAAAUUUGGAGGUGACAAGUAGACAUGAUUUUUCAGUACUUUAUGGAUGAGUUAGGAUAUUUAGAAAGAUAUCUAAUGGAGUUUUCCUUCAUCUUAAUUUAAAUUUGCUGUAGAACUUGGAUCAACCUGAUCAAGUUUGCCAAGCAUUUUUUUAAAGAGGAGGAAUCGUGUGCCAUGUAGAAUACCAUAGUCACUGUCACGAGUACUGAUGGUGCGAUUUCAGUCGUCACUAAAGUCCAUCCUGUUUCUUACAAAUAAUAGCUUAGGUCGCAUGCUUACUGUGUAUCUGUACCUGUUUGUUUUCUAUUAUUCUUGUUGUAUAAUGAUGUAUAUUAACCAGCAGCCCUAGGAUUCUAAUCUAUGCAGCCGUCUUCCAGAACGUACUGAUGUACUUACUAAAUUAUGAUAAGUGGCAGAGAAAUAGGAUGAGCCAUUUCUUUUUCCAUUAGAUUUGUUCUUUUAACAUGGAACCAUGUACCAAACUAGCUGUAAAUUACUGUAUUUCUGUAGACUAUGGAAAUGGUGUUGUCUUUGCUGAUGUCUAAGUAAACUUUACCUCUCCUAAAACAAGUGCCACGUGUGAUUGAUCUCUGUGCUUGGCGUCCACUUGCCAAGACAUCCAGGCGAAAUGCUCUGAUUGUGUUAGGGGGGUGACAUACAGUCUGAAUGAAACCAGGAACUGAUUAUGUAAUACAAAUCAAAGAACAUUAAAAAAAUCAAACUUAGAGAAAUUGCAUAAUUGUCUUUCAAAUACAUUAACAGUGACAGAUUGACUUAGGAAGUCAUUAUGACCGUAUAUACUUUAUAUCUUCAAAUGAAGAUAAAGUGAGACGUUGCUAGUGUUACACCCUAGCCUGUCUCUGUAUACUGUAAGUUAUAAAUUACUUACACUUGAUGGAGAAGCCUAUAGAUGGACCUAGAAAAGUAGGCAGUGAAGUAAAUACUAUUUGUACUCAGAUUUUAAAUAUUCCAGAAGGGUGUUUUCUGUUGAAGGGCAUUGUUAACAGCAAAGGUUAUGUUAGUAAUGAUAUACUAUUAAUUAUGCAUAUUUUGUAUAGGAAACAGGCUGUGGAGGGUUCUUUGUUUUAUUUUUGUUUUUUUAAUCAUUCCAAAGAGCUAUAAACUACUUAAAAAUGCAGGGUGUUUACUUGUUUUAACUGUUAUGAUAAUGAAACUUAUUUUUUGAUUUUGGUUUUUUGUUUAUUUUUCAAGACAGAAUUUCUCUGAGUAUCUCUGGCUGCCCUGGAAUCUGCUUUGUAGACUAGGCUGGCCUCAAACUCACAGAGAUCUUUUCUACCUCUGCCUCCCUGAAUGCUAGGAUUACCACCACCCAGCUGGAAGGUAACUUCUUAAAGACAGUCUUAACAUAGACUAAUAGGCACACUGUAUGACUAUGACAAAAUUAGUAUUAGAAAGGGUGCUUCUCUGGAAAAUCAUACUGUUUAACAGCCAUGUUUCUCCAAGUGCAAGACUAGCCCUAGUAACAGAUGUGGCCAGCACACUGGCCAGCUAAGUUAAUGUAAGGGUCCUUGGCCAUUGGCCUGAACUUAGCAGAUGCACCAUUUUCCUCGAACUCACAGACAUGGCACUGUGCUAUUUUAGAAAGAUGCAAGUGGCAUAGCACUUGUCUCCUAGGUGCUCCUCCCUAAGGCCAGGCUGGGCAUCAGCUUUAAGCAACAGUGUUCUUGCAUGAGAGACACCCUAUUGCAUGUGUUCUGUUUAAGGAUAGCAGAAAUUGAAAGGCUGCUUGGCCCCUCUUCUAGGCUUUAAAAGAAAGCAAGGAUCGGCCUGUGUUUUUCCACAGGAUGAUUCUUAAGUAAUAUUAGCUUCUGGGAUAGAAUCUACGUUUAGUAACACAACACUCAUAUUCACAGAAAGCUUACAUUGUAUGCUUCAUAUUCCUCUCAGAGUAAUCACACAUGCUGAAAGGUUGACCUCCUGUCUCGAGAGCUAAUGGGCUGUCAUG
Microtus oregoni (creeping vole) is the source of this 11035-nucleotide messenger RNA. It is a transcript of the gene Ptar1, whose product is annotated as protein prenyltransferase alpha subunit repeat containing 1. The transcript is spliced from 7 exons. Gene Ontology annotation, molecular function: protein prenyltransferase activity. Gene Ontology annotation, biological process: protein prenylation. The record is from RefSeq and is a predicted model, not a curated record. Lineage: Eukaryota; Metazoa; Chordata; Mammalia; Rodentia; Cricetidae. The coding region runs from base 48 to 1322 and encodes 424 amino acids. Gene Ontology annotation, cellular component: cytoplasm.